AAAAUCAAUAAAAGAUGUCAAAAUCACCUUCAGUAUUGGAGAUAAAUGAACAGUAUAAUUAUAAGGUUGAGCAUCUCUCAAGAUCUCUAUUCUUUUCUCCCCAUCUCUAACUAUAUUGUACAGCAAGUUCAGGAGUUGAGUUUUGAUCAUAUUGAUAUGCUGCAACAGUUUAAUAUAAACGCUACGGAUAUCACUAAGUUACGUAAUGGUGGUAUCAGUACUGUUAUGGCUGUAUUGCAAGUUACACGUCGUCAAUUGCUCAAAAUAAAGGCAUUUCUAGUCAAUAUACUGUUGCAGUCUGUACUCAUACUAGUUUAGGGCUUAUCUGAAGUUAAAGUUGAGAAAAUCAAAGAAGCAGCUCAAAAGUGUUCAAAAACUGGUUUCUUGUCUGGUACAGAGGUGGCCUUGAAGCGCAAAAAGAUUUGCAACAUUUCCACAGGCUCUAAGCAAUUUGAUGCAGUCUUAGGAGGUCAGCUAUGUUAGCUGUAGUAGCUUUCUUGCUGAAAUUUCCUAGCUGGUAUACAAUCACAAGCAAUCACAGAGGUUUACGGUGAAUAUAGAACUGGAAAAACUCAACUUUGUCAUACGGCCUGCGUUACUGUUCAAUUACCAGUGGAAAUGGGCGGUGCAAGUGGUAAGGCUGCCUACAUUGACACUGAAGGUACAUUCCGUCCAGAUAGGAUAAGGUCUAUUGCGUCAAGAUUCAACAUGGAUGAGGAAGCAGCUUUGGAUAAUAUCACCAUCGCACGCGCAUUCAAUUCUGAGCAGUCAGCAUGAUCAUAGGUGUUCUUCAACUCUAAUUGCAAUAUAGGCAAAUGGACUUAAUAAACACUUUAGCGGCGAAAAUGGCAGAUGAAGGCGGUAUUUACAAGGUGCAAUGGCUGAAUGUUGAUAGACCAACUGACAACAACAUAGUUGGUCAUCGUCGACUCUAUACUUGCCUUGUUCAGAACCGACUUUAGUGGACGCGGAGAAUUAUCUGAGCGGCAACAAAAACUAAACCAGGUGGCUUGGUUUAUAUAACGGAAGUGAUUCUAUCUAACUCAACAUAGCAUCUUUCGCGUCUUAUACGUCUCGCUGAGGAAUUCAAUGUUGCAGUCUUAAUAUCAAACCACGUGCAAGCAGACCCAGGUGCAAUGACGACCUUUGCUGCAGUUGAUAAGAAACCUGUCGGUGGACACGUACUUGGUCACGCUUCGACCACUAGAAUAUACCUUCGUAAAGGAAGAGGUAACGAGCGUAUAGCUAAAUUAUCAGAUUCUCCUGAUUUACCAGAAAGCGAAGCUACUUAUGCUCUUGGUAUAGGUGGUAUUGAUGAUGCCUAAUGAGGCUGGUUGACAUUCCCGCUGUAUUUUCUCAACUUUCUCGAGCUUACUACUUAAGACUCAUUAAGCAAAUAAUUUAUUGUUACAAAAUACAAA
Molecule: messenger RNA, 1421 nt
Organism: Wallemia mellicola CBS 633.66
Lineage: Eukaryota; Fungi; Basidiomycota; Wallemiomycetes; Wallemiales; Wallemiaceae
Exons: 2
Coding region: 619-777 (52 amino acids)
Biological process (GO): mitotic recombination; DNA repair; reciprocal meiotic recombination
Cellular component (GO): condensed nuclear chromosome
Molecular function (GO): DNA strand exchange activity; single-stranded DNA binding; ATP-dependent DNA damage sensor activity
Source: RefSeq, a predicted model, not a curated record